Serinus canaria (Common canary) is the source of this 2937-nucleotide messenger RNA. RefSeq names its product ATPase family AAA domain-containing protein 2-like. Gene Ontology annotation, molecular function: ATP hydrolysis activity; ATP binding; histone binding. Gene Ontology annotation, biological process: positive regulation of transcription by RNA polymerase II. NCBI's taxonomy places the organism in Eukaryota, Metazoa, Chordata, Aves, Passeriformes, Fringillidae. The transcript is spliced from 21 exons. Gene Ontology annotation, cellular component: nucleus. The record is from RefSeq and is a predicted model, not a curated record.
AUGUCUAUGAUAAAUCUUUCUUGUGAGGAUGGAAACAACUACAUAUGGAAACAACUGGUAAAGAAACAACUGACAAUCCAGGUAGCAUUACAGAGAUAUGGAGUCCUCAGCAGUGAUUCCUUUUCCUCUUCUGAUGACAAUGAGGAUUUUGAAAUACAGAAGAAGAAGAAAAAUUUUAGGAGAUCUCCUCUGGUCAGCUUUCAGAAGUGUGCCUCAAUAGGAGUUGACAAGAAUACCAUGAAAACUGGAGGAAGUCUGGCUGGCGUGGAACAAAUGCAAAUAGAUGGCUCAGUACAGUUUGAUGGCGUGGGUGGUCUUUCUGACCACAUUUCAUCUUUAAAAGAGAUGGUCAUUUUUCCAUUGCUUUAUCCCGAAAUCUUUGAGAGAUUGAAAAUUGAACCUCCAAGAGGCUGUCUAUUCUAUGGUCCACCGGGGACAGGAAAGACACUGCUUGCUCGUGCACUUGCUAAUGAAUGCAGUCAAGGUGACAUGAGAGUGACCUUCUUUAUGAGAAAAGGUGCUGAGUGCCUGAGUAAAUGGAUAGGAGAGUCUGAACGACAGCUUCGUGUAUUAUUUGAGCAGGCCUACGAGAUGCGACCUUCAAUUAUUUUCUUUGACGAGAUUGAUGCUCUGGCUCCUGUACGGUCCAAUAAACAAGACCAAAUUCAUAGCUCUAUUGUGGGGACACUUCUGUCACUUAUGGAUGGCUUAACCAGCAGAGGAGAGGUUGUGGUGAUAGGAGCCACCAACAGACUGGAUUCUAUAGAUCCUGCUUUGCGAAGACCUGGGCGCUUUGAACGAGAAUUCCGCUUCAGUUUGCCAAACAAAGAGGCAAGAAAAGAAAUUUUCAAAAUUCACACACGAGACUGGAAGCCGAAGCCAUCAGACAACUUACUUGAAGAGCUGGCUGAAGAAUGUGUUGGGUACUGUGGUGCUGAUAUUAAAGCCUUAUGUGCCGAAACUGGUCUCUGUGCUCUGCGGCAUCGCUAUCCUCAGCUAUAUGAAAGCAGACAGAGACUGCAGAUAAACAUGGAUUCAAUUAAAAUAAAAGCAAACGAUUUUUCUAUGGCCAUGCAGAAGACUGUUCCAGCUUCACGGAGGGUUGUGCCUACCCCUGGGCAAGCACUAUCAACUAUUUCAAAGCCACUGUUAGAAGACACAUUGGAAAGGAUUUUACAAACCUUGCAGAGAGUAUUUCCCCAUGCUGAGCUUGCACUAAAGAAGGACCAACAGCAAGGAAAUUAUGUGAUUGACAGUGAUGAGGAGUCACCAUCAAGUAUUUAUAAAACAAAGUAUGUAGGAUAAAACUUUAAUGUCUGUUUUCCUAUUCAUCACUCAUUUUUAAACUUGUUUUCUACUUAUUGCUGUAGAAAUCCUCGUGACCAACCAACAUCUUACAGGCCACGCUUCUUACUAAUUGAAGAGCCAGGAUCUGGGCAAGCUUCUGAUUUGGCAGCCGCAGUAAUACAUUCCCUGGAAAAGUUUCCAAUUUAUACACUAGAUACACCAACUUUGUUUGCUAGCACAUUACCAGAUGAAACAUGUGUACAGUUGAUGCGAGAGGCUCAGAGAUCAGCACCAAGUAUCAUAUAUGUCCCACAAAUCCCUUCAUGGUGGGAUACUAUUGGAACUACGCUGAGAUCUGUUUUUACAACCCUACUGCAGAACAUCCCAAGGUUUACUCCAGUUUUAUUCCUUGCAACAUCUAAUGUACAACUGAGAGAUCUCCCAGAAGAGAUAAAAGCAUUGUUUAAUAAUGAAUAUGAAGAAGUUUUCAGAAUCCCGCGUCCAACCUGUGCUGAGAGAAGACGUUUUUUUGAGGACUUAGUUAUGAAGCAAGCUGCUCAACCUCCUGCAUUAAAAAACAACACAACUUACCAGCCUUUGGAAGUGCUGCCUGUAGCACCCCCACCUAAGCCUCGAAAGCUGACAGAGGAAGAAAUAAGGCAGUUGGAAGAGCAGGAAGAGGAUACAUUGCGUGAACUCAGGAUUUACUUAAGAGAUGUUGCUCAAAGACUUGUCAUUGACAAACGUUUCAAAGCAUUUACAAAGCCCAUUGUCUCAGAGGAGGCAACCAAUUACAAGGACACCAUUAAACAGCCCAUGGACCUCUUGACAGUUCUCUCCAAGAUUGACAUGCACCAGUACUUAACUGCAAAAGAUUUUCUAAAGGACAUUGAUCUAAUCUGUAGCAAUGCUUUAGAGUACAAACCCAAUAAAGGGCUUGCAGAUCAUCUCCUGAAGCACAAAGCUUUUACUUUGAGUGAUACUGCAUAUUCCAUAGUGAGGAAUGAAAUGGAUGAAGGUUUUGAGCAACGCUGCCAAAAAAUUAAAGAAUCUCGUAAGGAAAGAGAUAAGUCAAAAGGAAAAUGCAGAAUGAAGGAAGACUCUUCAAGUAUCUCAGUAAAGAGGAAGAAUGUUCAGUUUGUAUCCUCCCAGGACAGUCCUAUGGAAGAACAUGAAAAUGUACUUCAAGGACAACAGAAAAAUGGGACAGAAAAUGAAAGUGAGAGAGUGACCCUUGUGGCUAAAUCCCCUGAUGAAGAAAAGAGUGUCAUGCUUCCUGAAUGUUCAGACCUAAGAGAGGAGAGUAAAAUGCCAGAUUGCCAAAUAGCCAGAACUGUUGAAGAUGCAGGUUCAAGUGAUUCACAAGUACAUCAUACAACUUGUGUGGGACAUUCUCAGGUGGAUGAGCAACUGCGAGUAUGUGAUGGGGAAGCAAAGGAAAUUCACACACAGGGAGUGUCUGUGGAUUAUUCUGAACUCAGACAAGUGCUGGAUUUGGUCAUUGUGGCAACUGAGAACGUCAGCAUAUCUCGCAUGGAAAGACUAUAUGCUCUUCUUAGCCAGUGCAUUUACCGACAUCGGGAGGACGAUGACAAAACUGAGUUAGUGAAGGCAAUGAAGAAAGAAAUUGCAACGUUAAGUUAUCUGUGA